AGGACAUAAAGAAUAUAACAAUACGUAAAGCCUGUUAACAAGGAAGAUCUAAUCUUUUUGUCCGAAAAUUUAUUAAUCCAUUAAAAAGAAUUUGAACGAAAAGGAAGGAGUACGUUUUAUUUAUAUUUACAUAAAAAAAAAAAAAAUUUGACAUCUAAUAUUUAUUUCUUAUUUUUUUCUUAAUUAACCAUUGAAUUUGAUCAAAACAAUCAACAAGCAUUGAAUUGAGGAGUUCGCCGACAUCUAAGUUUUAAAUAAAAACGAUCAUUUAUUGAGUUAUUAAAUGUGAUUAAGAUAUAUUUAUAAUUUAAUAUUAAUAAUAACGCAAUUUGAUUUAAAUACAUUUAAAGAAAAGUAAAGGUUAACUUGAUAAAUUCUAAUAUGUAUACAUUUCAUUGAAACCUUUUUGGAGGAAAAUGUUUAUAUAUAUAUCGUGUAUGUCAAUAUAAUAUAAUUAUCCUGUGAUCAAUAUCAUGAACCAUGUUAAAAUCAAAUAAAUCAAAUAAUUCAACCAAGAGGAAAGUUAAAACUAGUCAGACCAAGGCAAAGAAGAAUAAUUCUAGCAAGGCACAAAAUACAAGAAAUGAAAAAGUGACAGAUGUUGUAGAAAAUAUACAACAGAAUAUUAAAACAUCGCAUAAUAUGUGUAAUUCGUCUGAACAAUCUCAAAGUUCUUCAAUUACUCAAUCGAAUAAUGUUUCGAAUCAGAAAGAUAUGGAAGUAAAUUCAAUAGAGAAUAAAAAUAUUACAUUUGAUAUAUAUACUAAUAAUGCACGAUUAUCUGCAUUUAAUAAUUCUUAUUUAACAACAAAAGAAUUUUCAUUGAAAAGAAGCCCAGAUGAUCUAUUUAAUUUAAUUUAUUCAGAACAAGUUACCUUAACUCUUCCAAAUCGAUCAUGGUCAAUACAUUUUACAGAAAUACCGAUUCGUUGCAUUGUCAUAAGUGAAAUAACUUUACAUCAUAAUAGUGGGUCAGGAUUCAUACCUCUUUACACAAAACAAAUUAUCUUUCAUGAAAAAAUGGAAUAUGAAAUUUUUUUAUUUAAUUCAAAAGCUUCAGAAAAAAAUCUGUCUCCGAUGGAAACAAUAACAGAUGUAAUGAAUGUUAUAACAUACACAAAUAAUUUGAAACUUUGUAAUGGUGGACCUGAAGUAAGUCUGUAUAAUAAUAUUAAUCUGGAAUGUGCUUAUAGAGAUAAUAAGGAAAAAUGGAGACAUAAUUUAUGUAGUUUAGAAGUAAGUGAAGGUGAUACAUGUGAAUUAUGUCUUUCACUAAAAGAUAUAUUAAAACGACAUAUACAACGUAAUAAACAAUCAUCAAGAACUAAAAAUUUUAAUGGUUCUGGAAAAAGAAAAAGAACAUCUCUAUAAUAAUUUUAUAAUUAAUAAUUUUUAAGAGAUAAGGUAUGUCAGAUAAUAGUAAAUAUUAUUAUUGGUUGACAAAGAAGACAGUGUAUCGGUAAUUAAAUUAUUGACAAAAAAGAAGUCCUAAUUUAAUUUGAGAAGCUUAUAAAUUUUUAGCUUUUCAAAAUUUCCACUUUUAUAUAAUUAAGCCUUUAGGAGAUAAUUGUCAAAUAACUUUAUCUUA
This is a messenger RNA of Vespa mandarinia (Asian giant hornet), 1588 nucleotides long. RefSeq lists its product as uncharacterized. The record is from RefSeq and is a predicted model, not a curated record. NCBI's taxonomy places the organism in Eukaryota, Metazoa, Arthropoda, Insecta, Hymenoptera, Vespidae.